AUGACUCCAGGGUUGUUUCAGACGAGCUCAGAGCUCGAGCUGGAGUGUGAGCUCGUCGAAGACAGCGACGAUGCUGAGGAGGAAGAUGAGGUGGAAGAUGCAAAGGUGGAAGAAGUUGAAGAAAAUAAUUGGGAAGAAGAAGUAAAGGAUGAGCUCGAUGGGUCUGCAGACGACGCUGAUGGAAUGGACAGCGACUGCUCCAGCAGCAGCAGCAGCAGCAGCAGCGGCUGCCACGAGGAUGAGCUCGAUGAGGACGGCAAAAACGUGCUGGAAGACGACAGCCACGUGGAGGAUGAGGAGGAAGGGGACGACGACGAGGACGACAACGACCAUGUGGAUGACGUUGAAGGCGUUUCCGUCUGCGAAGAGCUGGGAAGCUUUGAAGAGCUCUGGGUCAGCGACGGCAAGGACGAGGUGGAAAACCUCGAGGACGACGUUGUGGGCAGCGACGAGAACGUCAGCAGGCUCUGGGUGUUCAUGCUAGACGAACUUGAAAAAGACGGUAAAGUGGAAGAGCUUGGAAAAUCACUCAGCGGCCACGACAGCGAUGAAGGAGGCAACGUGGACAGAGAGGGCGAUGAGCUUGGUACAGACACGGUGGGCAGCGAGGAGGGAAUUAGUGAUGUCAGCAGCAAAACCGAGGAAGACGAUGUUGGUGACGAUGACGAGGAAGGGAUGGUGGAUGAAGUUGUUGGCGGCAGCGAAGUUGAGGGGGACUGCGCGGAAGACAUUGUGGGCAGCAGCGGCAGGAGCGAGGUGCUAAAAUUAUCACUGUGCGACCCUGAGGAUGGAGAAAAUGAGCGGGAGGAGGAAAAUGCUGAGGAAAAUGUGGGCAGUGUUGAAGGUCCCGACAACGUUGUUGUAGACAAGGACGACGGCACAGUGGAGGACAAAGACGAAAUGGUAAAUGACGAUGAUGAUGAUGAUGACGAUGCUGUUGUAGAUGCAGACAAGGUUGGCGAAGAAGACGGAAAAGCUUCGCUGUUGGAGGUGGCAGUGGCAGUGGCAGACGGCAGCUGGGUGAGGUUUGUGCGAGCUUGA
This is a messenger RNA of Candidozyma auris, 1041 nucleotides long. RefSeq lists its product as uncharacterized. Bases 1 to 1041 code for a protein of 346 amino acids. The record is from RefSeq and is a predicted model, not a curated record. NCBI's taxonomy places the organism in Eukaryota, Fungi, Ascomycota, Pichiomycetes, Serinales, Metschnikowiaceae. The transcript is spliced from 2 exons.